This is a messenger RNA of Cebus imitator (Panamanian white-faced capuchin), 4428 nucleotides long. RefSeq names its product zinc finger protein 726-like. Gene Ontology annotation, biological process: regulation of transcription by RNA polymerase II. NCBI's taxonomy places the organism in Eukaryota, Metazoa, Chordata, Mammalia, Primates, Cebidae. Gene Ontology annotation, molecular function: DNA-binding transcription factor activity, RNA polymerase II-specific; RNA polymerase II cis-regulatory region sequence-specific DNA binding. The coding region runs from base 619 to 2643 and encodes 674 amino acids. The record is from RefSeq and is a predicted model, not a curated record. The transcript has 2 exons.
GUGCUAUGUUAAAAUAGAAUUAUUGACAAUAAGAAACAAUAGUUUUGCAUUGAUGUCUGUAAAUUUGAAGGAACAAACACUUCUUCAGAUUUUUAUAAACUAGUUUAAGAAAGUAAAGCCUAUUUUGUUGGGCCCCCAGUGUGAUAGAAUGCUCUCUGGGUUUGUAGUGUAGCUUGAUCUUAAAGCUGCUGAGUUUGCACGAGGGUCCACUUUUGGUUUAAUUUUGGUACAGAGUGAGUAUCCUUCAGGACUUUGCAGGGCAGACCCAAAGGCUGGUUUCUGUAGUCAGGUCUGCAUAUAGUGGGCUUUAUAUCAGGAUGUGGAUGAGGAUGGGUUUUACUGAGUACAAGAGAGGAUUUUUUCAGGUCACUUUGGGUUUUUACAUAGGCAGAACUGGCCAUCAGCUGUGGCUCAGGAAGCUGGAACUGCAUCAUGGAACUGCUUCAGAGAGCACAGUAAAGGCCAAGGUCUGCAGGGCUGCUAAAUGGCUGUAAAGAAGAGUCUUUUUCCAGGCCUCUGGAAGGGCAGGACCUCCCUGAGACUGUGGCUGGAAAGAGUUUGGGAUGGUUACAGAGUAUAUUUCCUCAUUUUGCUCAACACCUUUGGCCAGAGCAGGGCAUGGAAGAUUCUCUUCAAAAAGUAAUACUUAGAAGAGAUGAAAAAUGUGGACAUGAGAAUUUACAGUUUGGAAAAAGCUGUACAAAUGUGAAUGAGUAUAAGACCCACAAAGAAGGUUAUAAUGGACUUAACCAGUAUUUCACAACUUCCCGGAAGAAAGUAUUUCAGUGUGGUAAAUAUUUGAAAGUUUUUAAUAAAUUUUUAAAUUCAAACAGACAUCAGGUAAGACCUACUGGAAAGAAACCUUUCAGAUGCAAAACAUGUGUCAAAUCAUUUUGCAUGCUUUCACACAAAACCCUGCAUAAAAGCAUUUAUACAACAAAGAAGUCCCACAAGUGUAAAGAAUGUGGAAAAACCUUUAAUUGGUCCUUAACCCUUACUAAUCUUAAGAAAAUUUAUACUGAAGAGAAACCCUACAAAUGUGAAGAAUGUGGCAAAUCUUUUAAGCAACUCUCAGUGCUUACUGCACAUAAAAUAAUUCAUGGUGGAGAGAAACGCUACAAAUGUAAGGAAUGUGGCAAAGAUUUUAAUUGGUCUUCAACGCUUACUGUACAUAAGAGAAUUCAUACUGGAGAGAAACCUUAUAAGUGUGAAGAAUGUGGCAAAGCAUUUAUAUUGUCCUCAGCCCUUACUGUACAUAAAAGAAUUCAUACUAGAGAGAAACCCUACAAAUGUGAAGAAUGUGGCAAAGCCUUUAUAUGUUCCUCAACCCUAAGUAGACAUAAGAGGAUGCACACUGGAGAGAAACCCUACAAGUGUGAAGAAUGUGGCAAAGCCUUUCGUUUAUGCUCACAUCUUAUUAAACAUAAGAUAAUUCAUACCGGACAGAAACCUUACAAGUGUGAAGAAUGUGGCAAAGCUUUUAUAUGGUCCUCAACCCUCAUUGAACAUAAGAGAAUUCAUACUGGUGAGAAACCCUACAAAUGUGAAGAAUGUGGCAAAGCAUUUAUAUGUUGCGCAACCCUAACUAUACAUAAGAGAAUGCACACUGGAGAAAAACCAUACAAAUGUGAAGAAUGUGGCAAAGCUUUUCAUCGAUGCUCAAAUCUUACUAAACAUAAGAUAAUUCAUACCGGAGAGAAACCUUACAAGUGUGAAGAAUGUGGCAAAGCUUUUAUAUGGUCCUCAACACUUACUAAACAUAAGAGAAUUCAUACUAGAGAGAAACCCUACAAAUGCGAAGAAUGUGGCAAAGCAUUUAUGUUAUCCUCAACCCUAACUAAUCAUAAAAAGAUGCACACUUUAGAGAAACCUUACAAAUGUGAAGAAUGUGGGAAAGCAUUUAUAUGGUCCUCAACCCUAAUGAGACAUAAGAGGGUGCACACUGGAGAGAAACCAUACACAUGUGAAAAAUGUGGCAAAGCUUUUAAAUGGGUCUCAACUCUUACUACACAUAAGAUAAUUCAUACUGGAGAGAAACCCUACAAAUGUGAAGAAUGUGGAAAAGCUUUUAGCCAAUUCUCAAACCUUACUGAACAUAAGAUAAUUCAUACUGAAGAGAAACCUUACAAGUGUGAAGAAUGUGGCAAAGCUUUUAAUCGGUCCUCAAAUCUUACUAGACAUAAAAUAAUUCAUACUGGAGAGAAACCUUACAAGUGUGAAGAAUGUGGCAAAGCAUUUAACUGCUUCUCAACCCUUACUAAACAUAAGAGAAUUCAUACUAGAGGGAAACCCUACAAGUGUGAAGAAUGUGGUGAAGCAUUUAGCCAAUCCUCAACCCUUACUACACAUAAGAGGAUGCACACUGGAGAGAAACCCUACAAAUGUGAAGAAUGUGGCAAAGCUUUUAAUCGAUCCUCAAAUCUUACUACACAUAAGAUAAUUCAUACUGGAGAGAAACCCUACAAAUGUGAAGAAUGUGGCAAAGCCUUUUCCUGGUCCUCAGCCCUAACUAAACAUAAGAAAAUUCAUACUGGAAAGCAGCCCUACAAAUGGGAAAAAUUUGGCAAAGCCUUUAACCAGUCCUCAUGUCUUACUACAGAUAAGAUAACUCAUAUUGGAGAGAAAUCUUACAAGUGUGAAUAACAUGGCAAAGCCUAUAAAAAGUCCUUCAUUAUUAAUGGACAUAAGAUUGUUCAUACUGGAGAGGAAUGCUAUAAACCUGAAAGAUGUGCCAAUGCUUUUGACAAGAACUCAAACUUUUCUAAAUGUAAAGCAAAUCAUGCUGGUGAGAAAUCCUAGAAAUAUGAAGAACAUGACAAAGCCUUUAAAUGAUUUUCACACUUGAUUGUAGCUAAGGGAAUUCACACUGGAGGAAACUACUAGUGUGAACAGUGUGGCCAAGCUUCGAACCAAUGCUCACACCUUAUUACACAGGAAAGAAUUUAUACUUGAGAACAAAUGUACAGAUAUAGACAAAGUAAAAAAGCCAUUAAUACCUGCUUACAUCUGACUCAAAAUCAGAGAGUUCAUGCUAAAUAAAAGUAUUAAAUGUGUAAUUAGUAUCAAAAGAUCUGUCAGAAAAUCUGUCUUGAAAGUGCAAAGGAGUAUUUUGAAAAAGCAUUACAAAUAUGAAGAGGGUUGUAAUACCUUUACUUGUGUCACAGAUCUUAUUGUAUACAUUUUAUACUAGAGGAAAACCCUGAGACAGUUGUUAAAAUUUUGCCCAACAUCACAGAGUUAUAUUGAAGAAAACUCUGCAGAUACAUUUGGGAAAACAGUUUUUCAAAAACUACAAAUUAUAAAAACACUAAAGAGUUUAUAAUAAAACAUAUAUUUCCAGAUGCAGUCAAUAUAAAAGAUAUUCAACCCAAAAUUCCAUUUAUGUAAAUAUCAGGGAAUAAUUUACAGUUGAACUAUCUAGGGCACUCAAACUUCAGACAUUGCACUAAAUCAGAGUGCUGAGUAUAGAAAAUAAUACAAACUAAAAUUUGUGUAAACAUUAUUUCUAUAUAAUUUUUAAAGAAGUAGAAUAAUGUUUGGAGAGUCAUAAUUCAAAGUAUCCUUUUUUGAAAAUACAGGAUUUUUAAAAAGUGAAUAAUAAUGAAGUUAAACUCAAUUACUUCAUCCUGUUUAAUCAUUCCUCAUGUAUUCACAUGGAAAGCAUGUGACUGACUGUUGCUGCAUAAAAAUACGAGAGAUUCUUUUUUUUAUGAGGCAUUAUUCAUUAUCUUUUCUAUGGAAAGGUAAGGACAUUGAAAUGUAAGAUGCAUGAUGAAAAUUUAAAUAGGCUCUUUGUGGUUAACUUAUAAUAUUGAGUGAUGCAUGAGGUUGGUGUUCAGAGUAAUAUUCUUCUGCAUUAUUUUGAAAAAUUUCGUUAAAAUUAAGUUAGUAGUAUGUUGUGUUACUGUACUUUUAUGAAUAUGCAGUAUAUUUUUAAAUUAUAAAUUAUGUGUGAACUUUUCAACAUUUUAAACAUGUUAUAUACUAUCAUGAAUUUACUGAAGUGUUAUUAUGCGACUAACUUUAACCUAUUCCAGCUUACUCAAGGGUCUAGGUAAAAGAUGGUAAAAAUAUACUAUUUUUAGUAUAAAAAUAAGAUAAGAUAAAAUAAUGGACCGACAUCUCUAUUAACCUUUUUUGCCAGUGGCUUUCAGGUGCCAAUAAACUUAAAGAAUAUUGUUUCUGUAGGUUAAAUUUUUAUUCUUAUUUUUGCAUUUAAAUUUAUGUUUCUUAAUUUUUGUGGAUACAUAAUAUGUGUAUAUAUUUACACUGUAUAUGGUAUAUUGUAAUACAGGCGUACAGUAUAUAAUAAUUACAUUAGAGGAAGUGAGGUAUCCAUUACCUCUAGCAUUUAUUCUUUGUAUUACAAGCAAUUCAAUUCUACAGUUUUAGUUAUUUUUAAAUGUACAAUUAAAUUUUUGUUAACUA